Messenger RNA from Diaporthe batatas, 1176 nucleotides. RefSeq lists its product as uncharacterized. Bases 1 to 1176 code for a protein of 391 amino acids. The transcript has a single exon. The record is from RefSeq and is a predicted model, not a curated record. NCBI's taxonomy places the organism in Eukaryota, Fungi, Ascomycota, Sordariomycetes, Diaporthales, Diaporthaceae.
AUGGCAGCAGACAUGGCAGACUCCCCGGGGAACCAGUUGCCCCUGGCCUCGCAGCUGGACGAGCUCGACUCUCAUCUCGACGAGCUGCAGCACCAAGACGACCCCUCGGCCCAUUUCAACGCCUCGCUCUUCGACCGCAUAAACUACCAACUUGGCCCGGUCGAAUAUCCAGAGCUGACGGCUCGCCUCCUCCCAAAAGUCGCCGCCAUCAUCAAGAGAUGCGCCGCCGCCGCAGAAGAGCCGUCGACAGACUGGAAAGGCUACCCGCCGCCGCUCAUCACGCUCACGAUCAAGCUCCUCCGGCCACUGCCCUUCCCCCAGGCCCUUGAGCUCUGCCAGCCAGAAUACCUCAUCACUGCCCUCGCCUCCCCGGAACCCUACAUCAACGAGCUCGCCUUUGCCAUCCUGGAGAAGGCCUCCCGCUCCCCUUCUGACGCAUCCAUCCUCGCCUCCGCCCCGGGUCUCCUGGAGGCCUUCCUCGACCGGUGGCUCUCGUCUCCUGCUGUAAGCGUCGGUCACCAGGGCGUUAGGAUCCUCGGUGAUCUCCUGGAUAUCGACUCUCCCCUGGCACAGCCUGUCUUCACGGAUGACCAGAAACAGGCAUACGACAUACGCCUUGUUCGCCGGGCUGCCCAGGGCCACGGUGCGAUAUGGCGCCGGCUGUUUGGCGACGAGGCACUAUGCUGGCAGCUUUUGCACAAGAUGGACACCGCCUUCCCGUCCUCGAGCACGGAUCACACCCUCAUAGCCCAGCGCUCUUUCGCACAGGACCGCUUUCUGCGCCUGCUCCCGCGCCUGGCGGUUCUGGACUUUGCCAGCCUCAACAGGUCAACCACGCAACUGCCACCCAGCGGCCCAACCGUUUCCCUGCUCGUCUUUGCUGUGCUGUUCAUGGUGGACCGUCGCGGCGACGAGCUGAUGCACCUCACCUGGAUCGACUGCAUGCAGAAGCUCGUAGGCGCUCUGAGGGUUGCUGACACCGCCAAGCUGAGCGUGGAUGCGCUGCGUGCGCUGGUGCGGGACGCCGAUGAUACGCAGCUGUUUGAUGCGCUUUGGGGCAUGCCGGAGAACCUGGUAUGGACCCCGAUGGGAGAGGCGGACGCGAUGCAGGCUUGGCUGAGGGAGGUCGCGCCCAGGCGGGCUUUGAGGAUAGAGGGAAUGCUGAAUGGCGACUAG